AUGCUGAGGCCCAUUCUACUCGCAGCAAUUGCGCUGCUCGCCACCUACCUGUACAACAAGCUGCGCUACAAGCGUUUGACGCAGCACGCAAAGUUACCGCAGCUGCCUCCAAGCUUGUUACUCGGCCACCUGAAGACUCUCGAUAAGCUGAUCAAGCGUGGCCCAGCAGACCGUCAUCCAGAUGUCAUGUUCUCCGAGAUGCACGAAUCCCUUGGCAGUCCGCCUCUGAUGUUCGUUGACCUCCGACCAGUCAACCGCCCCAUGGUGCUCGUCAGCUCCUACGAAGUUGCCGAACAGAUCUCCAAAGCCUCUCAAGAUUUCCCAACCAGCAUUCCCAAGACAGACCUCAGCUACAUGUCAAGUUUAACCGGGCCCACCUCCAUCCUACAUGCACAUGGAGAUGAGUGGAAAGCUCUUCGCAAGAGAUACAACCCGGCUUUUGCCCCGCAGCAUCUCAUGACGCUCUUGCCAUGCAUCGUUGACAGGAUCCCGAAAUUCAUUCAGCACCUCGAUACUUUGGUGAAGACCGGCAAUGAAUUUGCCAUGGUCAGUCUUGUCACAAAUCUUACUUUCGAUAUCAUUGGUGCAGUGGUUAUGGACGUCGACCUCGAAGCUCAACCAGAGGACCCAUCUCAGCAAGGCGAGCUGGUGCGCCUCUAUGUUGAGCUCUACAGCACCUUUUGGGAUGACAAGGCCAAUUUCCCCUGGUGGAUGAUUCCCAAGACUACGAUGAAGCGCAAUCGCCUUGAAAAACGCGUCAAUGUGCUCCUUGAUGAUAUGUUACGCCGCAAAUUCGCAGAACACAAGACUCAAGGAAGCGACCAAUCGCGGAGUAUCUUGUCACUGAGUUUGCAAGACGCCACGGAUCUGACACCAGAGCUUCUGAAUGAGACGCGUGACCAAAUCAAGACAUUUCUACUAGCAGGUCACGAUACUUCAAGCAUUACACUCUCAUGGGUAUUUUAUUGGCUCUCACGCAAUCCACAUGCCCUCAACGCUGUGCGCGAAGAGCUUGACAACCUAUUGGGGCCUGAUAGCGAUCCGGAAACGAUAUACGCCAAGCUUCUUUCCCCUGAUGGACCAGACCUGAUACGCCGAAUGUCGUAUAUUUCAGCCGUCCUCAAGGAGACUUUGCGCUUGCACCCACCCGCCGCCACGGCGCGCUACGUAAAGCAGGGGACUGGAUUCACGGUACGCGCGCCAGAUGGCAAUGACUAUUGUCUUGACGAUAUGAUCAUCUACAACUGCGAGGGUCUUAUCCAACGCGAUCCAACUGUCUACGGGGAGUCGUACUACUACUUUAAGCCUGAACGAUGGUUGGUUGACGCGGCCAACUCCACUAUCCCCGCUGGCGCAUGGAGACCAUUUGAACGGGGACCGCGCAAUUGCAUUGGGCAAGACUUUGCCAUGAUUGAACUGCGCAUCAUCAUUGCCAUUGUCGCACGCCGAUAUGACUUUGUAAAGGUUGGGCUUGGGGAGCUCUCCUUUGAUGGCAAGGGUCAGCCAAUACUUAAUGAGAAUGGCAUCCUGGUUGCCAAGUCAGAAGUGUACAGUACACGACAAGUGAAUUCAAAGCCUGUAGACGGAAUGAAGAUGAAGGUGAAGAUGGCAUCAAAGAGUCAUUAG
This is a messenger RNA of Pestalotiopsis fici W106-1, 1626 nucleotides long. RefSeq lists its product as uncharacterized. The record is from RefSeq and is a predicted model, not a curated record. The coding region runs from base 1 to 1626 and encodes 541 amino acids. Lineage: Eukaryota; Fungi; Ascomycota; Sordariomycetes; Amphisphaeriales; Sporocadaceae. Gene Ontology annotation, molecular function: oxidoreductase activity, acting on paired donors, with incorporation or reduction of molecular oxygen; iron ion binding; monooxygenase activity. The transcript has 3 exons.